GAACACCACCGGCCCGGAGUAUCCAAAUGUGGGGGAGGAUUGGAGCCUGAUUGACCAGUGGGACAUCUACCUGGCACAGGGUUCCAGCCUGUCUUCCAGCGAGAGGUAUAUCGCCAGUGUUCCUCUAGGGACAAAGUCGUACAUUUUCACGGCACAGCCGUUGAAUCAAGGCGACGACGCGAUCAUCGUCUACGCGUCCAACGCAGUGGGAAAGGCACCUUUUGGCAGUGUCGUGCAGUUCGGCCAGUUCGGGGGCCUUCAGACAACUUCCACCACAACGUAUUCUUCAACUUCCACCAAGCCUCUUACAUCCAUGAGCGGACUUACUGUCACUUUCACCGACACGGACACCAACGCAGGUACUUUGCUAGGCACAAUCACCUGGGACCCUCCCGCCGAUCCCAGUGCACUGACGUCGUAUGACAUCUACAUGUCCAGCGACCAGCAAGGUAGCAAUCAGCAACAACUCGGUGUGGUGCCCUCGAACACAAACUCAUACACAAUCUCGUCCCCGGCCACAAGAACGACAGGCACUGCCUUCCCUGCAAACUGGCUGCUGGUCUACCCAAGCAUUGGUGGGACUAUCUCAACCUACAUUGAUGCGGCCAGCUUGCCACUGUACGACAACAGUGGCGCCGUUCCUGGCCAGCCAUCCUUUGACACGGUCACCUUCACAGAUGAGGAUCCUGCAGGCAACUUCGCCUCAGGAACCGUAAGGUGGACACUGGCCGCAAACACCGACCUUGGCCACAUCACCCACUAUGCUGUGUACCUUGCUGAGGACCAGGCCGGCCUGAACAGGGUAGCUUUCGGCGACCCGGUCACAUGGGACGUGACGGAAGUGGUUGGCACAGGCAUCGAGCUGAGCAGCAGGUACCACGUGGUAAUCUAUGCUGUCAACACGUAUGGAGAGUCUCUCCAACCUGGCAACAUUGCAUCUUCAGGCGGAACAUCAAUCAUCUUCGGAGAUGUGGGCCAAUCAACCACCACCACGGUCUCAACUACAGCAACAACAGCCACAAGUUCUACGACGACUGGCGUCACAGAGACCUCUGUCACAACUUCCUCACUGACCUCAACCGGCACCUCAUUGACUUUGACGACGUCCUCCAUCACAUCCAUCACGGUCAGUACAUCAAUGAUCGCAAUAUCCAGCUCGUCGACUCCCAUCCUUCCAGCCUCCAGCACAUCUUCGACUUCCACGAUGUCAAGCAGUUCCACUUACUCCAGUUUCUCGACUACCUCCACGCUUGCCCAAACGAUUUCUAUCUCAACAUCAGCGUCGUGGACAAGCACAAGUCAAACUUCCAGCUCCACCCCGGCCUCAAGCAUCGCUUCUUCAAGCUCCACAACCUCCAGUGCCACAGGCGCGAGCACCACAUUUUCUUCAAUGACCACAACUUCCAGCACAUCUUCCACUUCCACGAUGUCAAGCGCUUCCACUUCCUCCACAUCUUCGAUGACUUCCACGCUUACCCAAACGACUUCCACAGGCACAAGCAAGACUUCCACGACCACCGUGCAGCGAGUUAUUCAGCUGCCAGCUGAUGUCUCAGUCAACACGACAGAGGGCCGCAUCGUGGAAAGCACAUUGCAGGAAGCACUUGCCUUGAUGGAGAUGAAGGCCGAUUCCUUCGUGACGGCCACAGCCUCGGGAAACGUCACAGUAGUCAAGGUCAGCAAGCUCCUUACCCUGGCCGCUGGCACUGGCGACGCUUCGGAUCAUCUGUUAUUCAGCAAGGGCGGAGCCAUGGAGGGUGUAACAGUUUUGGUCCCGCUGCAGUUAGUGCAAGACUUGAUGCAGGGAGCCAACCCGAUGCUCGCAGUGACAGAGGUCUGGCCGGACCUGUCCGAGACUAUGCCCAGCGACGGCGAGGGCAGCAGCCAGAUUGUGUUGGUUUCUCCAGUCGUCGAGAUCUCCAUCCUGCUGGAAGCUCAAGGCAAAGUGUCCGUGGCAACUGUUUCGGAUUUGGCAGAACCCAUUCUAUUCAGACUCAGCGAUGCUGCACAGCAGCCAGAGGAUGUUUGCGCUUUUUUCGAUCACAGUUCACGCACCUGGAGUUCCGCCGGACUGCAGGUGGCUGCCGUGAGUGGCUCGAGCGGGAGGUGGUGUCGAAGCACCCAUCUGUCGCUUCUCGCCAUCGUACAUGUGGUUCCGUUUGAAGAUCUCAUCGCCGAGCAAGACACCAGCUUCCCCUUGAUAUCCAUAGCUCUUGCUUGUGCCAGCAUCUUCGCAGGAGGUGGCGUUGUCUUCCUCUUGUGGUACUACAAAUGCAAACCGGCACGUGGGGGCUCGGUGCAAAUCCAGGGCAAAGACGGUCAGACCUUCGUUGUUACAUAUUCGCGCUCCACAAGAACUGCUGAACGGGAACAAGACGAGCCCAAGAAGUCGAUGUCCCCAAGGUCUUUGAGCUUCGUACAGGCAUUUCGGUCCGAGGCUUCGGCGGCUUCAGCGGCUUCGGCAGCUUCAGCCACCUCAAACAAGGUCCACAUUGAGUGGAAUGUCCAGCCGAAUGAUUGGCAGACCCGACUACAGGACUUGGAGGGCUGGACCGGCGACUUGGAGCAACACCACGCUGCAGAAGGGGGUCCCGCUGCUACACACGUCCCCAAAGAUGCACCAGAUGUGCUUGCCACGCUGAAGCGUGAAGAGACGGCAGCCAUGGAAGAGGCUGAUCGAUUGGAGUUCUUGGUCGGAGUAGAUGCAUCAGUGCCAAUGGACUCUUUGCACGUGGCCGAAAGCCCACGAACGGCAGCCAUGCCGUCCUUCUACAAGGACGGAGAAGCGGUUCUCUACUUUUCGAUCACGAAUCAAUGCUGGCUGGUGGCGCGGAUCGAGGGUGGCCCCGCAUGGACGAAGUCAGAGGAGCCGGCUGACUGCGACUUUCUGUCUACGGGCGAGCUUCUUCACUACAAUUGCAUCCUCCAGGGCCCGAAGCAGCAGCUGCGAAAACGGGUUCCCCUCAGCCAGCUCCGGCCGAUCCUGCGACGUGGAGAACCCGUUCAAGUCCAGGUACAGGAGCAGGCGCCCAACGGGCGGAGAAGCAGAGCAAGCAGCGUAUGGUCUUGGAAGUCCGGCCUCAUAGACGAGAUCCCUCCAGUUGCCAUGACGACGGUCCACCCUUAUGCGGUGACUCUUCGCUCAGGCGACAUAAUCAAUGUGGACCUGGGACGAAUUUGCCGCUUUUACGAGACAGGCAGCCGCAUUCGUGUCUUUGGAGGACAACAUGGUUGGCAGUAUGGAACCGUCUCUGAGGAUCGCGUGGAAGCAGCGGCAACAUCAGAUUCACCGCUGACGCACAGCAUAGAAAGCGACAGUGCAGACAAGCGCAUCCAGGUGCGAUUAGACGGCUCGGACGACCUUGUCUCUACGCCGCGCUAUCUUGUGGACCGCCUUCUGAUUCCACUAUGA
This is a messenger RNA of Symbiodinium sp. CCMP2456, 3412 nucleotides long. Lineage: Eukaryota; Dinophyceae; Suessiales; Symbiodiniaceae. The record is from the annotation of a GenBank genome assembly.